GAGCGAGCACAGCUCGUGUCUGUAGCUCUGCGGACACGCGUGGGGCCCCUGCCCCGGCCUCCGGCUUGGAGCUGAAGAGCAUCACGGCUGGUGCUGCUGCCCUCACCCAGGUUUCUCUGGACUCCUGAAGUUCUGUCUGGAAAUUUGUGUUGAUUGAAUUUUCUAUAAAAAGAAUUUUGGUGCCAUUGUCCUAUCAAGAUGAUUGUAACACCUUUGAAAGGUGCAGGAAUUCAUUUGUCUUCUGAGACAUUGCAAUGCAGUCUGCUUCAAAAUGCAGUCCUUCUUGAAAGCCUCCCUUCAGACACACUUAUUCCUGUGAAAGAUUUGGUGAAAUAUCAGAAGUCCUCUUCAAAAUGGAACAGUCAUAAAAAGAAUCAGUUAUUAGAAAUAAUAACUUCUAACAAUAAAAAUAUAUUUCACUCCACCAUGCUAACAGAGGCUUGCCCUUCAAACAGCUCUCUUGAUAUCAGUGUUAGAAUGUGCAACAUGGAUAGAUUAAGAAAUGAAAUGACUUAUGAAUCACCUGGAAAAAUAUUUCAGAGAAUGAAAGAGAAAGUACGGCGUGACAAACAAGAUAAACCAUCAAGGAACAGUAGCAUGAUGGGAUCACCAAAAUGGGACCAUAAAGUCCUUCCUCCUGACAGACACAAGAAAACUCUGUUGCAAGAUACCUAUAUCUGUGAGGAAAAAGAAAAUUCAUUCCAAUCCAAUAACCCUUCAUUGGGAGAACCUCCAGUUCUGAACCAAGAAGAAAAAAGGGUUUCAAUUUCAUGCAUUUCAAGUAAGGAAUUAACUAGAGCCCAGUUUAACAGGCAAGAUCUUUAUUCAAAAGAGAAUCCUGUUAAAACUACUGUGUCCAAAAAGAACACAUUUGUUUUGGAAGGCAUUAAUUCUACUUAUGAAAAGAUCGAAAAUACUGAUGUUGACAGCAUUUGUGUUCCUAUUGAGAAUCAUAGCCAGUCUAUUACUGCUUAUAAUGAUGUGACAACAGAAAGGACUGUGAAUGAGGAUAUUACAGAACAAAAUGAAGAAACGAUGUCUAGGAGGACCUUUCUUCAAGAUCCCAUGAAGAAUACAUCUAAAAUGACACGUUCAAGUCCAAGACUUUAUUUAACACUAUCUGGCCAGUCUCAAAAACAACUUACAGAGCUUGAAACUAUUGCACGUGAAGUAAAAAAAUAUCAGGUAGUCCAGCUACAGGAAUGGAUGAUUAAAGUCAGCAGUAAUAACACUGCUAUAUGUAUACAAGGAAAGCUGGUAAAUAUGAAUGAUGUUUAUUGGCAUAGUAAUGUAAUUGUAGAGCGGAUUAAACACAAUAAACUUAGGACCUUAUCAGGCACCAUUUAUAUUUUAAAAGGAUUGAUAGACCGGGUGUCCAUGAAAGAAGCAGGAUUUCCCCAUUACCUCACAUGGAAAUUUAUGUUUGGAUUCCCCCAAAAUUGGAAGGAACACAUUGAUAAUUUUCUAGAACAAUUAAGGGCUGGAGAAAAGAACAAGACUGGACAGAAAACUGCAAGAUUCCAAGAUAAACAGAAAUCAAUAAAAAAUCAUGCAGAAGAUAUACAAACAGAUGUCCUCCAAAAGGCCAACAUCACUUACGACCUUACUGAUGAUAGCUUGGAGAGAACUGAAGUAUUAAAUGUACCCAUUGAUUCCUUGAACUCACUGGAACAGUCUACCUCCCACAAAGAAAGAAGAUAUCUGCCUGUCAGUCAGAAGAAAACUAUUGUUUUAGCAACACCACUUAGAACCACAAGGUCAAUAAAGCAAAGAUGUAUGGAGCACCAUCUCUAUAUUAAAGGAGUAAGAGAUUUUUCCAAAACGAAGCAUCAAGAAGAAAGUGAAUCAGAGAUACAUAGAACUCCAAGUCCUACCAGUAAGUCCUUAGAGACCUUUGAACAUAGAGUGGAUUGUGAAGACAAUACCAAGGAGGACUGCAAUGACUGUGACAUAAUGACUGUCAAACAUAUUCAGAUCCCUUGCAUGCAAAGUAAACAAAUGCUCGCCAAUGAUUUUAAGAAAAAGAACAAGUUGCCCUCGAAACUGCAGAAAACUGAAAAUCAAAUAGGUGUAUCACAGUAUAGCCAGUCCUCAAGUGAAGAGAACGGAGUAGAAAUUGAAAGUAAAACCAGAGCAAGAAAUACAAAGGAAAGGCUGAAUCAGGAGAGAAAAACCAUCAGAAAAGAUAUCCUCCUUAUUUCAGAAUCUAAAGGUGAGAGUGAUUCUUAUAUCACACCAAAGAGACCUAGAUCUGUUGCUAAAGGAUCACAUUACAAAGCUGGUGGUAGCAUGGACUUUCUAAUUGAAGCUAAGGAAUCUGCUACAGCUAAGAGGCAACAGUUAGACCAUCUACCUGGUGUAACUGAUGAUGGAAAAUGGAGUGAGCCAGAGUUACAGAAGCUUCUUCGUUCUUAUAGACAGUCGCUGAUUUGCCAAUACUUUUGUACAGUACUGGGAUACACUCUAAAAGGAGGAAAACGUUUGCUGACUGGAGCCCGAAAGAGGACUGUGACACAGAUUCCUGUUCCUACCACUCCAAAGCAGGUGAGAGAAUUCUUGGGGACCGCGGGGUUUUGCAGGCUCUGGAUCCCAGGGUUUGCUACCCUGGCGGCCCCCCUUUAUCCUCUUACCAAGGACACAGGAUCCUUUACCUGGACUCCAGAGCAUCUGAAAGCCUUUAAGGAGAUUAAAAAGGCUUUACUUAGUGCCCCUGCUCUGGCUCUGCCGGAUCUAACUAAGCCUUUUACUCUCUAUGUGGACGACAGAGCAGGGGUCACUCGAGGAGUCCUAACUCAGACCCUGGGGCCGUGCAAAUGGCCUAUAGUCUACCUAUCAAAGUAA
This is a messenger RNA of Apodemus sylvaticus (European woodmouse), 2841 nucleotides long. Its product is annotated as mis18-binding protein 1-like. The coding region runs from base 199 to 2841 and encodes 880 amino acids. Lineage: Eukaryota; Metazoa; Chordata; Mammalia; Rodentia; Muridae. The record is from RefSeq and is a predicted model, not a curated record. The transcript is spliced from 9 exons.